This is a messenger RNA of Prorocentrum cordatum, 858 nucleotides long. NCBI's taxonomy places the organism in Eukaryota, Dinophyceae, Prorocentrales, Prorocentraceae. The record is from the annotation of a GenBank genome assembly.
AUGAGGGAAUUGGUGAUACUUCGAAAUGCGAUGGUGCCACACAUCUACACGCUGGCGUGGAUAGCUCACCGCUCUGCGAUCUCGGUCGUCAGGCCAAUGUACUACGCCUUCCCGGAGGCAGAGGAGGCAUACAGGUUCAAAGGCCAGUACAUGUUCGGCCCGGACACCCUGGUCGCGCCGAUCGUGUCAGCUGUCACGAAGCCGAACGGGACGGCCGCGAAGGACAUAUGGCUGCCCCCGUCACCCGCCCCGUGGCUCAGCUGGGACGGCCGGGCCGCCUUCCGCGGAGCGUCGGUGCGGACCCUGUGCUUCGGCCUGGCAGACCUCCCCGUCUUCGUGCGGGCGGGCACCGUGAUGCCCACGCGGACCGCCGCCUCCUCUCGGGCGGCGACGGCAGACCCCCUCGUCUGGGUCGUCUGGCUGGGGGGCGACGGCGCGCAGACCGAGGGCUCCGGCACGCUCUACGAGGACGCAGGCGACGGCUUCGCCCACCUCUCGGCGGCCCACCUCUCGGCGGCCCCCGAGGCGGCGGAGCCCGAGGGCUCGGCGCUCACGCGGGCCCUCCUCCGCGCCUCGGGCGCGGAGGCGACCGUGCGGCUGCUGGGUACGCGGGGCUCCUACCCGGGGCAGCCCCCGAGCCGCGAGGUGGUGCUGCAGCUGCGGGGCGGCCCGCAGGGCAGGUCCGCCGCCGUGCGCGUCGACGGGCGGCCCGUGCCAGCGGGCGGCGCCCGCGGCUCGUUGGUGGACCCUCCCGGCGCCUUCACGGUGAGCCUGGGGCGCCGCGGCAUCCGUCAGGACACCGUCGUGCACAUCGCGUGGCCCGCCAGUGAGCCGCCGGCACCCUUGCGAUACGUCUGA